Eurytemora carolleeae is the source of this 1542-nucleotide messenger RNA. RefSeq names its product U4/U6.U5 tri-snRNP-associated protein 2 (gene Usp39). Bases 16 to 1527 code for a protein of 503 amino acids. Lineage: Eukaryota; Metazoa; Arthropoda; Copepoda; Calanoida; Temoridae. Gene Ontology annotation, biological process: mRNA processing; spliceosomal complex assembly; protein deubiquitination. The transcript has 13 exons. The record is from RefSeq and is a predicted model, not a curated record. Gene Ontology annotation, molecular function: zinc ion binding; cysteine-type deubiquitinase activity.
CUAAUUGCAGAAGAAAUGACGGAAACAAAAAUAGAAAAUGGAAACGCAAAUCAGAAUGGGGAUUCAGUAGAAUCCAAACCAGAAGUAGACGCUAAACCGGAAGUAGAAUCCAAACCGGAAGUAGAGGCCAAACCGGUGAAAAGAGAUCUUGAUGAUUCUGAUGACGAAUCUCCAGCAGCUCGGAAGAAAAUCAAACCAGAGACCAAAGCAUCAUUGGACUGUCCAUACCUUGAUACAAUUAAUAGAGGAGUUCUUGACUUUGAUUUUGAGAAGCUUUGUUCUGUUUCCCUCUCCAGGAUUAAUGUGUAUGCUUGUUUAGUCUGCGGAAAAUAUUUUCAGGGUCGAGGAAAGAACACGCAUGCCUACACUCAUAGUGUGAGUGAAGGGCACCGAGUUUAUCUCAACCUUGAGUCUCACAAGUUCUACUGCCUUCCGGACAACUACGAGGUCAUCGACGCAUCCCUCGGGGACAUCCUGUACGUGUUGAACCCGACCUUUAGCAAGGACCUUAUCAAGAAGUUGGAGUCCUCAGCCAGGGAAAAUAGGGCCUUCUACGGAACAAAAUAUAUACCGGGAGUAGUAGGUUUGAACAAUAUCAAGGCAAACGAUUACUGUAAUGUGAUUCUACACGCGCUCUCCCACGUUCAGGGGUUAAGAAACUAUUUCCUGGACGAACAUAAUUACAAGAAUAUAAAGCGGCCACCAGGAGAUCAAAGCUUUCUUCUAGUUCAGAGAUUUGGAGAGCUGAUCAGGAAACUAUGGAACCCAAAAAAUUUCAAGGCCCACGUAUCUCCCCAUGAGAUGCUGCAAGCUAUAGUACUCUGCUCCAGAAAGAAGUUUGAGAUUACCAAGCAAGGGGACGCUGGUUCCCUUCUACCCUGGAUUCUAAACUCUCUACACAUGGCGCUGGGGGGAACCAAGAAGAAGAACUCCUCUAUCAUCUACCAACAGUUCCUGGGUUCUAUGAGGAUUCACACCAAGAAGAUUAUGCCAGCUGAUGCUGAUCCUAAGAAGCAGAAGGAGCUUGAGAAAUCAGGAGAAUAUGAUUGGAAGAUUGAAGAGUCUCCGUUCUUGUACCUGACCUCUGAACUGCCUCCUCCACCUCUAUUCAAGGAUGAAUUCCACGAGAAUAUUAUUCCUCAGGUGUCUCUGUACAACAUCCUGGCCAAGUUCAACGGUCAGACAGAGAAGGAGUAUAAGACCUACAAGGACAACUUUCUCAAGAAGUUUGAGUUGGUCAAGCUACCACAGUUUAUUAUCCUGUAUAUUAAGAGGUUUACUAAGAACACCUUCUUUAUGGAGAAGAAUCCAACAAUUGUUAACUUCCCUGUAAAAAGUAUCGAGUUCGGGGAUUUACUGAGUGAGGAGGAUCGUGCUAAACACCCUGAUGGAACUACCUAUGACUUGAUGGCAAAUAUUGUUCACGACGGAAGUUGGGAGAAAGGAAGCUAUAAGGUAAAUUCCGAUCUAAGUUCUCAUUUAAUUGAGCAUAUUGAAAUUAAAGUAAAUUGGGAUGGGAGGACAUGAUUAUCUACGAAUUAG